GAGGCUCAUGUAAUGUGUGCUCCUAACAGCUUUCAACAUCAUUGUAGGUGGCCAUAAAAGAACUUAAUCUCCAGCACCAGGGUGUCGAGGAAGUGUUAAAAGAAAUCCUGGUCUUGAAAGAAAAAAGACACCCCAAUAUUGUCACCUACCUCCAAAGCUACCUUGUCAAUGGGGCUGUCCUGCUGGUGCUGGAGUACAUGGACGGAGGCUCUUUAGCUGAGGUUGUCAGAAAGAAAAGGAUGGAUGUAGGACACAUAGCAACAGUCUGUCGCGAGUGCCUGCAAGGCCUGGCUUUCCUUCAUGCCAACCAGGUGAUCCACAGGGACAUCAAAAGUGCCAACAUCCUUCUGAGCCGGGAUGGCGCCGUCAAGUUGGCUGAUUUUGGCCUCUGUACUUGGCUCACCCCUGAGCACAGUAAACGGAAGUCCGUGGUCGGCACCCCUCGCUGGAUGGCACCCGAGGUGGUGAGAGGAGAGCCAUACGGCCCCAAAGUGGACAUCUGGUCCCUUGGCAUCGUGGGAAUACACAUGGCCAAAAGAGAGACUCCUUACAUUCGUCUAAACAGUGCCAGGGCUAUGUAUCUGAUAAGCACGCAGGGGGCACCAGAUGUGCACACGCUCAGGCUGCCCGCUGCCUUGCGUGACUUUCUGGGCUGCUGCCUGCAGAUGGAUGUGGACAGGCGAGGCUCUGCCAAGGAACUUCUGCAGGUCCAGCUGGUGCUAGUCCCCCCAGGUGGACCACCCUGGCACUGGAUCUAGCGCUCCUCAGCUCACCACGACUCUCGCAGCUGGUCGAGUAGCAGGUGUCGAUGGAAUGAAGACUUGCCGAGGACUCCUUCUCUCUUCCCGGCUUGCCGCUUCCGCGACUGGAUCUCCCCAAGUCACUUAUGGCAGAGACCUCAGCCACGGUGUGUUCCUGCACCUUUCCUCCAAGGCACCACACCUUGCGAGGGCCUUCUCAGCGAGCUUUCUCUUUCGGCCCCGGGUAGACACCCCCUCUGGGAGCGGGCACGAAACAGUUCUGGAGCCGCUCCUGCUUUGGUUCCUCUCUGGAGUCGGGAAGUUCCGUGUCGCUGAUGUUCUUCACUCCCUUCCUCUUCGCGGGCUGUGAAGAGGCAGGGAGCUCCCCAAAUGAGCGCUACUACAUUGCAGUUUGCUUGUUCCGCGGGCUCUUCUCGCCACUGCUGCCAUCGGGCGGGGUGUGCUCCACCUGGUUUCUCCGGAUGCCAUGGCUCACGCGUUGCAGCGGUGGAGCUGGGGCCGUGCGGCGACUCACGCCGGUGCCUCACCGCGCCGCCCACGCCGCGCUGCCGCCGGGACUGCCCUGCGCCGCGCUGGGGGUCCCGCCAGGCCGGGGCUGCUCGGGUCACACCGUGCAGCCGGCGGUGAUGGAAUGACGGCGUGGUGGCACGCGGCGUCUCUGUGCGGUGGGGGAGGGACCACCCCGGUCCAGGAUGGCCGGUCUGCUGGAGAAGGUACUGAAGCGGCAUUUUGCAGUGUUCUGGUGGUGCCGCGGUCUCAAGAUUGUUGGUGCUGUUGCCUGAUGUUGGUGCACCAAUAUGUUGCGGCGUGCGUUUCCCAGGAUGCGCUGCCAGCAUUGGGGUGCGUCACAUUUCCCCCCGGGGAGACUCUUUCUCCCCGCUCAGGAACUCCAAUGGUCUCAGCGGUUGCUUUUGGGAUGCAGAGAUGAAGCAGAGGCGAGACGGGUCUUGGGGUAAACUGAGGAGAUUUAUUAAAGGUACAACUGAAGAAUAAAAACUAAAAGCUGAACCCCAAGGACCGGGAGCACAUGUCUUGCCGUGGAUUUUAUAGACAGGGCAAUACAAAGCAAACAACCAAUGAGAAUGCACUCAGGGAGGAGUCCAAGGCAGAGAUACAGAACUAAAUCCAAUGGGAAUAGCAAAAGCAGUGUAACGAUACAAAACAGCAAAUGAUAUAUUGAGCGAGGGAAGAUUGGCAAGGAAAAUACUAGCAACAGAGGCAGGGAUACAGAGAAUUGACACACAAUGGCAUGUAUAAUUUAAAUCAUAACACACAAAUGAAAUAGAAAGCUAGCCUGAAAACUCAAAGCAAAAACCCACACCACAACACAUCAUUGCAGCAUGUUUUGCCUAACAAACUAGAACAAGCUAAACUGAGUCACUCCUUUUUCACCAAAAUGCUGGGGCCUUGGUAAGACUUUUCAGAUUAACUCCAGCACAAGCCUCUAAUAUCAUUUCUAUAUGCCCUGACUGCCAGUAUUGCUCCCUUCCUAAUGUGAACACAGGGGUCAUUCCAAGAGGUCUACAAAGCCUACAGAUUUGGCAAACAGAUGUGACACACAUUCCUGAAU
Messenger RNA from Prinia subflava (tawny-flanked prinia), 2331 nucleotides. RefSeq names its product serine/threonine-protein kinase PAK 3-like. Lineage: Eukaryota; Metazoa; Chordata; Aves; Passeriformes; Cisticolidae. The transcript is spliced from 6 exons. Gene Ontology annotation, molecular function: ATP binding; protein serine/threonine kinase activity. The record is from RefSeq and is a predicted model, not a curated record. The coding region runs from base 198 to 758 and encodes 186 amino acids. Gene Ontology annotation, cellular component: cytoplasm. Gene Ontology annotation, biological process: intracellular signal transduction; regulation of axonogenesis; regulation of actin cytoskeleton organization.